Messenger RNA from Prorocentrum cordatum, 1017 nucleotides. The record is from the annotation of a GenBank genome assembly. Lineage: Eukaryota; Dinophyceae; Prorocentrales; Prorocentraceae.
AUGCCGCUGGUGCUGUCAAGCCCCAGUCCCGCGCGCUGGUUGGAGCCCAGGAGCACCAUUUCCAUCGCUGACUGCCGGGGCCUGGGCGUCGCCGCCCUGGCCAGAAGCGCGGCGGGCCCGGUUCCCGGGGGAGCAGGAGGUUCUUGGUGGAUAGCGAAGGUGCUCGGGCUUCCAGCGCCACGCUGCACUGGUUGGGUGGUCGCCCAGACGCUGUGCGAGUUCGGGAACGAGCAGUCGGUCACAGAGGCCACUGGGUGGCCAACGUUUGCUACCCGAGCGGAUGCGGCUGGUUUGGGGCGCCUCGUGUCUGCGCCUCCUCCACCAAGACAGGCCGCGGCAGUCGUUGCAUCCGCAGAUUCCAGCGUCGGCGCACUGCUAGAUGAAAUGGGCCAGAGGAGCAUGAUCGCUGCCAUUGGCCGGUCCUUGCCGUCAUACUCAGCAGGUAUCCGGUAUUGGGCGGCCUUCAUGGACGCAUUGCGGCGGGGCCGACACUUUCCCGCAAGCGAGUCAGAUGCCAUUCGGUAUCGUUCGCUUUUCCGGCAGCCGACCACGCUCAAGAGCUACAUGACUCAUUGGCGGUGGGCCCACCGUUUUCUUCAAUUGAACGACGACUGGUACACCGAGUCCUUGCGGCAGGUCAUGAGGGGCCAGAGGACAAUGGCUGGGCCGCCGCGUCAGAAGCUGGCCUUGCAGGCGCAGCAGGUUCGGCAAUUGGUUGCCCACGCAGAAGCCCGCAAGGACUUUGAACAAGCGGCGCCGUGCGCGGUUGGCCGAACCCGGAUCUUUACGCGGUCGGCAGAGCAGUUCGUCAAGCGUCUCCGCCAAGACGCCGUUGAAGUUGUCCUCCCAGACCCUGAGAGGUUGGGCUCUCAUUCGCUCAGGCGGGGAAUGGCCGGGGACAUUGUGGACGGCGGCGGUAGCCUCGCGAACCUGCUUCGGGCCGGGGACUGGACGAGUUCAGCUUUCGUCCAGUAUCUCAGCAAGAAUCAGGUGGAAGAACUGGCGGCGCUGUCGUGA